Messenger RNA from Diospyros lotus (date-plum), 3691 nucleotides. RefSeq names its product kinesin-like protein KIN-14R. Lineage: Eukaryota; Viridiplantae; Streptophyta; Magnoliopsida; Ericales; Ebenaceae. Gene Ontology annotation, biological process: microtubule-based movement. The record is from RefSeq and is a predicted model, not a curated record. The transcript is spliced from 18 exons. Bases 170 to 3361 code for a protein of 1063 amino acids. Gene Ontology annotation, molecular function: microtubule motor activity; ATP binding; microtubule binding.
UUGAAAUUUGAAUCGCUGACGCAAGGCACAAGCAGCAGAAGGACCCAAAGCCUCAUCGCUCUCAUUUCGUUCCGAACUCCACGCUCUAUUCUGCUGCAGGAAACCUAAUUUGUCUCGAGAUUUUCUCCGUUCUCAGACACCAGAAAGUUGUCGGGUUGAGCUCGGACACAUGGAAGAUAUCCAAUUCAGCACUCUUGCCCGAGAACCAGAAAACCUAAAUUCAAUCUCCUCUGUCCCUGGGGUUCUUGAUUGGGAUUUACCCUUGAAUCAAGAAAGCAGAGAUUCCACCACGGAUGAGGACGAUGAAUCUUCUACUGACUUUAUAGUCUGUGAUUCGGGUUCGAGGUUGAUUCCAAAUGGAUUUGCUCGGCCAGAUUGUACAGAUGAAAUUGUGAUGUUUAUAAAUGCUGGAGCCGAGGCUUCAAUUGAAGCAGAUUCUAGUGUGAAGUUUAUGGCUGAUGCUUUUUUCCAUGGAGGAGAUGUAUUCCAAACAGAUGAGGAAAUCACUGAGGGCGGUGAUUAUGCAUUUAUAUACCAGUCAGUGAGACUAGGAAACUUCUGUUAUCAGUUUGAAAAUAUUCCUUCUGGAGAAUAUUAUGUUGAUCUUCACUUUGUAGAAUUCAUAAACACCUAUGGACCUAAAGGAAUGAGGGUAUUCAAUGUCUUCAUGCAGAAUGAGAAGAUUCUCUCAGACUUUGAUAUCUUCUCCAUUGUUGGAUCGAACAAGCCAUUGCAACUGGUUGAUUCAAAGAUUGCUGUCAAGGAUGAUGGCCUAAUUUUAAUAAGGUUUGAAGGGGUCAAUGGAAGUCCAUUGGUUAGUGGGAUUUCCAUACGAAGAGCACCAAAGUCAUCAGCUCCACGGGCGAAACACGAAUAUCUUGUAUGUAGCAACUGCGCUGCUGAGGUUGAAGUUCCUUCAGCUCAGAAGAAAGUCAUGCGAAUGAAAUCAACAGCCAAGUAUGAGAAGAAGAUAGAAGAACUGAGUACCCAGUGCCAACGCAAGACAGAUGAAUGCUAUCAAGCUUGGAUGUCGUUAACCGCUGCAAAUGAGCAGCUAGAGAAGGUUAGAAUGGAGCUUGACAAUAGGUUGUUCCAGACAUAUUCUCUUGAUCAAACAAUGGAGAAACAAGCUGAAGAGCUAAGGAAUAUUUCUAGCAAAUAUGUCCGGGAGAAGAAGUUUUGGUCCAUGGCAGUUACUAAUCUGGAGGAAAAGAUAAAGGUGUUGGGAAAGGAGCAUUCCCAGCUCUCUCAUGUAGCACAUGAAUGUGUUGAAUCAAUUCCUGACUUGAGCAAAAUGGUGUUUGCAGUUCAGUCUUUGGUUGCACAGUGUGAAGAUCUUAAAGUCAAGUAUACUGAAGAGCAAGCGAAGAGAAGGAAGCUAUAUAACCAGGUCCAGGAGGCAAAAGGAAAUAUCAGGGUAUUUUGCAGAUGCCGACCUUUGAGCAAGGCAGAGGUUGCAUCUGGCCAUUCAACAGUUGUGGACUUUGAUUCAGCCAAGGAUGGGGAAUUUGGAAUCUUAAGUGGUGGUUCUACCAGAAAGACCUUCAAAUUUGACAGAGUUUACACCCCAAAAAAUGAUCAAGUUGAUGUGUUUGCUGAUGCUUCACCAAUGGUAACCUCUGUGUUGGAUGGCUACAAUGUCUGUAUAUUUGCUUAUGGGCAAACUGGGACAGGUAAAACUUUCACGAUGGAGGGUACUGAGCAAAAUCGAGGAGUCAAUUAUAGGACGCUCGAGGAACUGUUUAAAGUUGCCAAGGAAAGGAGUGAAACUUUUACCUACAGUAUAUCUGUUAGCGUGCUUGAAGUCUACAACGAGCAGAUAAGGGAUCUGUUGGCUGCAUCACCAACAUCAAAGAAGUUGGAGAUUAAACAAGCUACUGAAGGGCAUCAUGUUCCUGGAAUAGUGGAAGCCAAAGUAGAGAACAUAAGGGAAGUAUGGAAUGUACUGCAGGUUGGAAGCAGCGCCAGGGCUGUUGGGUCCAAUAAUGUGAAUGAACAUAGUAGUCGUUCUCAUUGUAUGCUUUGUAUAAUGGUAAGAGCAAAAAAUUUGAUGAAUGGUGAAUGCACCAAGAGCAAGCUUUGGCUCGUAGAUUUGGCAGGCAGUGAGAGGCUUGCGAAAACUGAUGUGCAAGGGGAUCGCUUGAAGGAAGCUCAAAAUAUUAAUAAAUCACUUUCAGCCCUUGGAGAUGUAAUCUCAGCUUUAGCAAACAAAAGUAGUCACAUACCAUACAGGAACUCAAAGCUGACACAUCUACUUCAAGAUUCAUUAGGGGGUGACUGCAAAACUUUAAUGUUUGUGCAAAUCAGCCCUUCAGAGCAGGACUUGAGUGAGACCUUGAGUUCAUUAAAUUUUGCCACCCGUGUUCGAGGGGUUGAUUUGGGUCCUGCCAGAAAGCAAAUUGAUACCAGUGAGCUUCAGAAAAUGAAAAUGAUGCUUGAUAAAGCAAGGCAGGAAUCCAGAUCCAAAGAUGACUGCCUUAAAAAGCUUGAGGAGAGUUUACAAAAUAUGGAAAGUAAGGCAAGAGGCAAGGAUCAGUUUUACAAAAACCAACAGGAAAAGAUUAAAGAACUUGAAGGCCAGCUUGAGCUAAAGGCAACAUUGCACAACCAAUCAGAAAGGCAUGUCUUACAUCUGUCAGAGACACUGAAGGGGAAGGAUGAAAUUUGCACUUGUCUUCAACAAAAGGUCAAAGAGCUUGAGAACAAGCUUAGAGAGCGAGAUCAAUCAGAGUCUACAACUUACCAACAGGUCAAGGAUCUUGAAAGCAAACUGAAAGAGCAAGUGAGGGAGUCUGACUUGCAUGCUCUUACCCUUCAACAUAAGGUUGAUGAAUUGGAAAGGAAACUGAAAGAGAAGCAGGGAGAGAAAUCAGAGUCCUUCCUUUGUCAAAAGAUUAAAGAACUUGAAGACAAAUUGAAAGAGAAAGAACAACAGUUCUCACACAAGCUAAGUCUAGGCUCCGCUGAUGCAUUAAGAGCCACUCCCCUAGAAGGAAAAUGCUAUGUAAGAGAUGAGACGAUGAUGGAUUCCGAGCACCAUAUUCUUAGGAAUGCAAAUUCGAUCAACCGCAGAGGGAGUCAGGGGUCUGUAUCAGUAAAAGCAAACGAACCUGUUCCUGGCAUAAGAAGGAAGCGGCUAUCCAGGAAUAGUGAAACUGAAAACAACAAUACUGAGUCAACUUCCUUGAACGAUAAAAGGGGAAGGCAAUCGGAUCCCCCUAAACCAUUGGCUAGGUUUACAAGAACAGCCAAGCCCGCAACAACUUCUCAGAGGCCCAUCAAUCAAAACAGAGCUGCCAGCAGAGAUCAGGUUCAAGGAAUCAAGGAGAGGGAUAACAAGAAAAGAAUUUGGUCAAGAUAGUGAAGUGAAAGCAAGAGAAGCCAACUUUUAGACAUUUGCUUUCUGAGUUCUAGCAGAACAUUAUGACGUAUUUGUGUGUUUACUUUAUCGGGGAAGGCCAAAUUGUGUAGAGCUGAUCUAAUUUCAUAGGUGAAAUGUAAGUGAUGCUGAUCCUUCCUGGGCUCCACAGCCAAUUCGUCUGUAGGAAAGAAAUGGUUAUGCAUUUGGAACCCAUUGUUUGAGAUUCUAUUCUCAUAAUCAAUCAACACAUCGAUAAGAGAGGAACUAUUGCUAGAAGAUAAAGGAUUUCUGUAGUCAUUGCAUUUUAAUUAAGUUUCUUCUGUCUUUGUU